Messenger RNA from Dreissena polymorpha, 1968 nucleotides. Its product is annotated as neuropeptide FF receptor 2-like. Gene Ontology annotation, molecular function: peptide binding; neuropeptide Y receptor activity. Gene Ontology annotation, biological process: G protein-coupled receptor signaling pathway. Bases 230 to 1372 code for a protein of 380 amino acids. Gene Ontology annotation, cellular component: membrane. NCBI's taxonomy places the organism in Eukaryota, Metazoa, Mollusca, Bivalvia, Myida, Dreissenidae. The record is from RefSeq and is a predicted model, not a curated record. The transcript has 5 exons.
GGAAUCUUACAGUCGAAGUAGUUUGCCGUUCUGAUAGCACUUUACCAUAAGCGAACUCUUGGAAAUAAAUCUCAUGGGAAAUAAUAUAUAGUUAAAAUGCUAUGGACUAUGAUAAAAUACAAUGAACAUGUAUUUUAUAUAUCAAAUAUUGGGUUUAUUAUGUAAAACAUUUUUAAGUGACAAAAUAUAAAAUAUUAUGAAGAAUUAAUGUGGCUUAUCCUAUGAGAAAAUGGAAAAUACCAUCGGUGAAACUUUGAAUGUAACUGCAAAUCCAUAUAUAUUGGACUACGACAAUGAACUUAAUUGGAACUACCCCGUGCCUUUGAAAAAAGUAGCACAAUGGGAGAUUAUCUUAAAGAUAACACUUUACUCGCUUCUUAUGCUUAUCGCAAUCGUUGGGAAUAUUUUAAUAAUUGUGGUGGUUGCGCGGAACAAACGCAUGCAAACGACUACGAACUUUUUCCUUGUAAACCUAGCGGUGUCGGACCUUCUAGUGACCGCGUGUUGUUCUUGGGUUCGACUUGUGGACGAUCUGACCGAGGGAUGGGUACUGGGAAAUGUCUUCUGUAAACUAAACUCAUUUGCACAAGUAACAUCAAUGGUGGCCGGAAUUUUUUCUCUCGUCCUGAUUGCUUGCGAUCGUUUCUUCGGCAUUGUGUUUGCCAUGAAAGCCCACAUCAUCGAGAGGAGAGCCAGCUACGCUAUAGUCAUCACAUGGGUAUGCGCAAUAGCUGUGGCAUCACCUCUUCUGUUUGUCCGCCAAGAAGAGUCUAGAGUAUGGGCCAAUCACGUUGAGAUAUGGUGCGAUGACACAUGGCCACUAAUUGAGGAAGUAGACCCGGUGACAGGGUCUAUAAUGAAAUCAUUUAAAGGUCGCAAAGCAUACUACACGUUUGUGACAGUAGCUCUGUAUUUUGUCCCAAUAUUGACAAUGUCGGUCAUAUAUUUCCUGAUAAUACUCACUGUGUGGUUUACACGGGCACCGGGUGAAAGAAUUUCCGUCAAAGAAAUUCAGGUGCAAAAAAAAGUGAAAAGAAAAGUCGUUAUUAUGCUGAUAACAAUUUUGGCCACCUUUGGACUGUGCUGGUUACCCCUGGAAAUUGUUAUAUUAUAUUCUGAGUAUCGACCGAACAAGCACGAACAGUUGCCGCAUUGGUACAGCAUUAUGGAGUUUGUAUCAUACACUCUUGCUUUCGCAAAUAGCGCCUUGAAUCCACUUAUAUAUGCGGGUUUUAACGAGAACUUUAGAAAAGGGUUUCGAGCGUUAUUUGGAAACAACGAGAGAAAGUUAUAUGCUGCAAUAUAUCGGGCGGAUUCCAUGUACCACACGUCCACUACACACGUGAUGACGACCCAGCAUACGCAACUGUGACAAUCAAGUACUCAACAACACUCAUAAACGUGUUGUGUAAAGUGGUCUGUUUUGUUGAAAGCUAUUAUCAAAUCAAUCACCCAAAUAACUAUGAUAAUGAGGGAUAGUAUAAAACAAGAAAGGUAUAAUUGGAAAACGUUAUAACGAUAUAUUUGACAUCUAAAUGCGCAUAUGAAACAAUCAGAACACAUGCCUUUUAGUGUUCUUGUUUGAAGUAUGCUAGACUGGUACAAUCAAUGGACAUGCAUUUAAAACAUGUUCGAUUACAAAGAAUUUAAGAUUGUACGCAUCGCUGUAAGUGAUAACAUCAGAAAUACAAAUUGACACUAUUAAGUCCAGAAAUAGUUAAUUAUUGGAAGGUUUUAUGUUGGACUAACGAUUCCCUAUAGAGCAAACACGCUUGGAAUGAUUGAAGACGGGCUUAGUCCAGAUUGCAAAAGCUGAGCAUUAUCACAUACUGAGCCUAUGCCACGUUGAACUGAAGAAACAUUUUCGUUUGCAAUUACAUACAUGCCUUUGGGUCUGUGAAUGUAAUACAUAUAAAAAACUGUGUCUAGGUUUGAGUAGUUUACGAAGACGCCCGAAGAUAUAUCAGG